CCCAUCCCAUCCCAUCGAUCAUUCAAAUCCAAAUCUACUUCAUUCCCAAUAACCACUCAUUCAACAACACCCACUCACUCACCCAACAAAACCUAAUUACAUUCCAAAUAAUAAUUCCCAAGUGAAGGACAAAAAAGAAAUGCCCACCCAACAACAACAACCACCCCCUCCCAAACCAAGAGUGAUCAUGGACCCUCAUCACCGCCAACCAAUGCCACCCCGUGGACAACGUCCAGCAGGAGCAGUGAAAGAUAUCCGCCAAACGAAAGAAUAUAAACUUGCUGCGAGACGAUGGAUAUCAGUAAUGGUGGGAUUGCCCAUUUUGAUGUAUACGUCUUGGAGUUUGUAUGAGAGGACCUAUGGGGAUAAGAGGCCGAAGAGGUUGGUGGAGAGGCCGUCUACUUCUUCUACUGCUAGUCCUUCGGGGUUGAGUUCUGGGAAGGGGGAAGGGGAGGGGGAGAAGUAAGUAGGAUUUGAUUAGUGGGAUGGGAUGGAGUUGGGUUGAGUGUAUGGUAUGGAUAUUGUAUUUUAUGAGGUAUGAUGAACUGCGGGGAGGAGUGUAUAAUAUUAUUUGUUCG
Molecule: messenger RNA, 578 nt
Organism: Aspergillus eucalypticola CBS 122712
Lineage: Eukaryota; Fungi; Ascomycota; Eurotiomycetes; Eurotiales; Aspergillaceae
Exons: 3
Coding region: 140-466 (108 amino acids)
Source: RefSeq, a predicted model, not a curated record